Trematomus bernacchii (emerald rockcod) is the source of this 2492-nucleotide messenger RNA. It is a transcript of the gene lhfpl4b, whose product is annotated as LHFPL tetraspan subfamily member 4b. Gene Ontology annotation, cellular component: plasma membrane. The record is from RefSeq and is a predicted model, not a curated record. NCBI's taxonomy places the organism in Eukaryota, Metazoa, Chordata, Actinopteri, Perciformes, Nototheniidae. Gene Ontology annotation, biological process: sensory perception of sound.
UCCGCCUCCAACCUGCUGCUGUCAACACAUCUGCUGCUGCUGCUGUUGUUGUUUAUUAUUAUUUAAAUGUAUUGUUUAGUUAUGACAUAUUAAGUCCGUGUGACGGAUCACAGAGCUGCGGCGGAGGAGGAGGAGCUACAUCCGGGGAUUUAGAGCCGCAGCAUCUUCAUCUUCAACAUCUUCCUCUUCAUCAUCUCCUCCUGCAUCCUCUCGUGCUGCAGACAGACAGGACGACAGACAGGCAGUGAGACAGGUAUGUCGGCCCCCCCACCCCUCGCGGACCUCUCGCGGCUCUAUCAGACGGAGUUCGUGCGCAGUGUGCGCGCGGUGGGUGCGCUGUGGGCCGUGUGCGCACUCUGCUCCGCAGUCCUGCAGCUCGUGGUGCUGCUGCAGCCCGCGUGGGUGCGCAGCGGGGGGGGGGGCGAGGCCAGCGGCACCCUGGGGCUGUUCCAGGUGUGUGUGGACUCUGAUUGGCUCUCAGAUUGCAGGGGGAGUGUCUCCUCUCUGUCCCCGCUGCCCUCCUUCCAGUCAGUAGCGGUUCUGGUGGGAGUCUCUCUCUGGGCCGUCUGGACCAGCGUUCUGAGCCUCAGCCUCUUCAGGUUCUGCAGCGCAGCCACCGUGUACAAGAUCUGUGGCUGGCUACAGCUGACCUCAGGGUUCUGCAUGGCGCUGGCCUGUCUCCUGUUCCCAGACUCGUGGGAGAGUCCAGAGAUGAGAGCUCUGUGUGGAGACUCAGUGGGCAGCUUCUCUCCAGGUAACUGCUCCGUUCACUGGGCUUACAUCCUGGCUCUGCUGGGGAUCCUGGACUCGGCCAUCUUGGCUACGCUGGCCUUCGUCCUCGCCAACAGACAAGAUGCUCUGCUGCCUCCGGACAGCAAGGACGUGACCACAGGUCUGCUGAUGUCAGCGUAGGAGGAGACGAAGAUCUGAAAGACCAGAAGAAGAAGUCCUCUCAUCAUCAGCUGGUUUCCUGGAGAAAAGGAUGAAUGAUAGCAGGAUAUCUAUAUCAUAUAAAUGUAUAUAGAGAAACAUACAUACAUAUAUAUAUAUAUAUAUAUAUAUAUAUAUAUAUAUAUAUAUAUAUUUAUAUAUAUAUGUAUGUUUGAGUUCUGAUGCCAAACAGCAGGUCCAUGUUCUGAUGCCAAACAGCAGGUCCAUGUUCUGAUGCCAAACAGCAGGUCCAUGUUCUGAUGCCAAACAGCAGGUCCAUGUUCUGAUGCCAAACAGCAGGUCCAUGUUCUGAUGCCAAACAGCAGGUCCAUGUUAACCUGAGUAACGUAUUUUUUACUGAAUGUAUUAUUUAUCUUGUAGAUCCAGAGAUCCCCCCCUUCCCUCACUCUGUAUUUAUUUAUUUGUAUUACCCAGCAGCCCUCCAUGUGUUCUACUCUAUGCUCUGGUUCUAUGAUCUGGUUAUAUGACCUGGUUCUAUGAUAUGGUUCUGUGCUCUGGUUCUAUGAUCUGGUUCUAUGCUCUGGUUCUAUGAUAUGGUUCUGUGCUCUGGUUCUAUGAUCUGGUUCUAUGCUCUGGUUCUAUGACCUGGUUCUAUGAUAUGGUUCUAUGCUCUGGUUCUAUGAUAUGGUUCUAUGCUCUGGUUCAUGAUGUUACACAGAUCCUUUAUUUUCAUGUUUGUUUGUUUGUUUGUUUGCAGUUCAGAGCUAUGCAACGAGAGAUCUGUGUUAUCUGUUAACACGUUUUCAUCUUCUGUGAGUUUAAAACCUGUCAACGUGAAAUCUAAAAGAAGCCGUCUGAGAUUGUAUUAAAACCCUCCUGUGUCACAUGGUUAAUCUCUGUUUAGCUUAGCUUAGCAUGAUCAUCAACGCCAUAUCUGUUUACAUGUUGUAUUUGGUUAGCUUCAGUUAGCUAAGAGCAUCUGGGUCCAGAUAGCUUAGCUAAUUAUUAUUUAUGUGUGAACCCAGAAGUUAGAAUUAGCUUCAAUUCCAAUUAGCAUUUGGGUCCAGAUAGCUUAGAUUUAGCUUCUGGGGUAAGUUAGCAUAAAGUUAGCCUUUAGCUUUUGACCACUGGUUUAUGGGACAUUAACUUAAAGCUAACCAACCUCCAGUAUUUAUCAAAGCUAGUCUAAAGUAACCCCCAGCUUUGUGCUAAGCUAGGCUAAAGUAACCCCCAGAUUUGUGCUAAGCUAGGCUAAAGUAACCCCUGGCUUUGUGCUAAGUUAGGCUAAAGUAACCCCCAGCUUUGUGCUAAGCUAGGCUAAAGUAACCCCCGGCUUUGUGCUAAGCUAGGCUAAAGUAACCCCCAGCUUUGUGCUAAGCUAGGCUAGUCAACAUGACCCUUACAGCAUCCCCUGCAGUGCGUCUUCCAGGCUGAUCAGCUGUUUGUUAGCUGACGUAGCCUCCACCUAUGGUAGAGCUAACAGCUAAUACCUGUCUACAACAAACACCUUCUCAAAACCUGGAUUUACACAUUUUCUAAUUUGUUUAAUUAAAUGUAAUGUUUUGCCCUUUGAACGUUUUAUAAAGUGUUUUAAAUAUGAA